UACAUGCGGGGGGUCACAUGUGGUGUCUGUCACUGAUACCAACAACGUGAUCUCCAGCUAACCCCGAUCUCACCUUGAGUCCUCCACUCCCUUUUAUUAUUUUAAAUUACUCGUUUCAGUCGCUCUCUUACCAUUUCUUUCUUUCACUCUCUCACUAUAAACUCCAGUAGAUUUUCUCUGUUUAUGGUAAGGAGGAGAAGAACCUUUUUCCUUCACUGAUCAUCCUCUCCCUUUCCUUUCCUUGUCUCUGAGACGGAGACUGAGACCUCAAUUUGAUCGAGAAAAAGGUUCUCGUCUUCUCCCAAUAUGUCGGAUCUUGAGGCUCCUCUUCGACCCAAGAGGAAGAAGAUCUGGGUGGAUUAUUUCGUCCAGUUCCGAUGGAUCAUUGUUAUCUUUGUCGUCCUCCCAAUCUCCUGCACCAUGUACUUCCUAACAUGGCUUGGUGACGUGAAGUCUGAGAGGAAGUCCUACAAGCAGCGCCAGAAGGAACAUGAUGAAAAUGUUAAAAAAGUCGUCAAUCGCCUCAAGCAGAGGAACCCAUCAAAGGACGGCCUUGUCUGCACAGCUAGGAAACCUUGGAUUGCUGUUGGGAUGCGAAAUGUUGACUAUAAGCGCGCCCGCCAUUUUGAGGUUGAUCUCUCCGCAUUCAGAAAUGUCUUGGAUAUUGAUAAAGAGAGAAUGAUUGCAAGAGUUGAGCCAUUGGUCAACAUGGGUCAGAUUACUAGGGUCACUGUCCCAAUGAACCUCUCCCUUGCUGUGGUUGCUGAGCUAGAUGAUCUCACUGUGGGAGGUCUCAUCAAUGGGUACGGAAUCGAAGGGAGCUCCCACAUUUACGGGCUCUUCUCAGAUACUGUUGUAGCUUAUGAGAUUGUUCUUGCAGAUGGACGUCUAGUCAGAGCAACCAAAGACAAUGAGUUUGCUGACCUCUUCUAUGCAAUUCCAUGGUCUCAAGGAACACUUGGGCUCCUUGUUGCCGCUGAGAUCAAGCUCAUCCCUGUCAAGGAAUACAUGAAGCUUACUUACAAGCCAGUGAUUGGAAACUUACAAGAACUCGCACAGGGUUACCUUGACUCUUUUGCACCUAGAGAUUUAGAUCAGGAUAACCCAGAGAAGGUUCCAGACUUCGUCGAAACCAUGAUUUACAACCCAACUGAUGCAGUUUGCAUGACAGGAAGGUAUGUCUCUAAGGAAGAAGCGAAGAAGAAAGGAAACAAGAUUAACAGACAGCGUUUUUGGUUUAAGCCCUGGUUCUAUCAACAUGCACAGACAGCUAUCAAGAAGGGUGAGUUUGUUGAGUAUAUUCCUACCAGGGACUACUAUCACAGGCAUACUAGAUGUUUGUACUGGGAAGGGAAGCUCAUCCUCCCGUUCGGUGAUCAGUUUUGGUUCAGGUGGACCUUAGGUUGGUUGAUGCCUCCUAAAGUUUCACUUCUCAAGGCCACUCAGGGUGAGGCUAUUAGAAACUAUUACCAUGAAAUGCACGUAAUUCAAGAUAUGCUUGUUCCGUUGUACAAGGUUGGAGAUGCACUAGAAUGGGUUCACCGUGAGAUGGAGGUAUAUCCAAUCUGGCUCUGCCCUCACAGAAUUUUCAAGACUCCAAUAAAAACCAUGAUAUAUCCUGAACCUGGAUUUGAGCAUGAACGUCGACAAGGAGAUACAGAGUAUGCACAAAUGUACACAGACAUUGGUGUCUAUUAUGCCCCUGGGCCUGUCCUGAGAGGUGAAGAGUUUGAUGGAUCUGAAGCUGUACGUCGUCUAGAGAAGUGGAUGAUUGAGAACCAUGGAUUUCAGCCACAGUAUGCUGUGUCUGAACUGAACGAAAAGGACUUCUGGAGAAUGUUUGAUGCUUCACUAUAUGAAGAUUGCCGCAAAAAAUAUGGGGCUGUUGGCACUUUUAUGAGUGUUUACUACAAGUGUAAAAAGGGAAAGAAGACUGAGAAGGAAGUGCAAGAAGCUGAACAAGCUCAUCUUGAGACUGCCGAUGCCGAACAAGAUUAGCCAGAGAUUAUUCAUGAUUUGUAGAAUUUGGAUUUAGUAUUAGGGUUUGAUCUUAAUUCAGAACUGAGUUUUCUUUGUUUUGUAUUUUCUAUUGCUAUUUUGCUUCUCAUGUUUGUAGCAACUCCUUUCUGUAAUAGUUCUUGACACAUUUUGUUGUACUCUUGAUUAAUUUCUGAUUUGGAUUACAAUGGUUGUGGUGUUAGAUUGUA
Messenger RNA from Papaver somniferum (opium poppy), 2207 nucleotides. Its product is annotated as delta(24)-sterol reductase. The record is from RefSeq and is a predicted model, not a curated record. Gene Ontology annotation, cellular component: cytoplasm; membrane. The coding region runs from base 307 to 1998 and encodes 563 amino acids. Gene Ontology annotation, molecular function: oxidoreductase activity, acting on the CH-CH group of donors, NAD or NADP as acceptor; FAD binding. NCBI's taxonomy places the organism in Eukaryota, Viridiplantae, Streptophyta, Magnoliopsida, Ranunculales, Papaveraceae. Gene Ontology annotation, biological process: steroid metabolic process. The transcript is spliced from 3 exons.